This is a messenger RNA of Fraxinus pennsylvanica, 1308 nucleotides long. NCBI's taxonomy places the organism in Eukaryota, Viridiplantae, Streptophyta, Magnoliopsida, Lamiales, Oleaceae. The record is from the annotation of a GenBank genome assembly.
AUGAAUAGGGAUAGAAUUAAAAACAACCCUGGAUGGGCAGCAUUUGACCUCAAGCAUAAAAGGAAGCAGGAGGGUUUAAGCCCUGAAAUUGAUAUAGAGCCGUACCCCAUGUUAUCUGGACUUGUUUCCAGUGAAAGCUUUUUGAAGAAAGAUCAGUUGCUGUUAGAGAGGCCUUUUUCAUCUGUCCUCGUCACUUCUGUGAAUUUUCCUUCAAUUGGUACUUCUAGCAAAGACUUGGGCAAGCACGUACCAGUUACUGAUAAUUAUUUGGGUACUACUCAGAGCAACAAUGUUGUCUUUAGAGAAGAUGAAAAGGGUAGAAAUAUUGUUGAGCUUUGUAAGAAGCUUAACAAGCUUCACCCUUGGGCUGAUGAAAGCUUGAUUAAGGAUGUUAUGAUUGGUGUAAGCAAUGAUGUUGACAAGGCCUCGACUAUACUGGAGGCUAUGGUUAGCUCUGAGAACAAGGAUAUGAAAAACAAGCUAGUUGAGUUGAAUCAUGAGAAUAAUAUCGCAUCCUUGGCUAGUGAAGCCUUCUCUUUUGGAGGGACAACUGAUCAUCCAGGACCUACCUGGUUUAAUGAUGUAUGCCUUAAUGAAAUUAGUAAAGCAAUGAUGGACAAUCACACUUUUUUUGAGAAAAUGCUUCCUUGUGAUGGGAGAAAUUCGAACUUUAAACUGGAUGCUACCAAGUUCUCACUGCUGGAACCUGAGUGGGAAGAGGAUGAUUUUUACCUAAUCCAUCGAAAAGAUGCAGUGAAGAUGAUGAGAUCAGCAUAUCGUCAUUCCAAGGCAGCAAAUGAUGCCUAUCAUAGAGGAGAUCACUUAUCUGCCCAACAUUUCUCGAUGAAAGCCCGUGAAGAAUGGAAUGCUGCAGAACAGCUUAAUGCUAAGGCAGCAAAAGAAAUCCUGCGUAUCAGGAAUUGUGAAAAUGAUCGGUGGACAUUGGAUUUGCAUGGUCUGCACGCAGCAGAAGCUGUUCAAGCACUGCAGGAACAUUUACAUAAGGUUGAAUCCUUGAAGUCAUCAAACUGCUUGGCAACACCUGAUGCAGUCCACAAGGAAUCAGCCACAGUGCUUUCUGCGUCUAUGGAGUCUCUAACUCGUAAUGACCUAGAGAAGUUGCGGAAACAGCCAUUACUGAAGCAGAGACAAAACCUAGUACAAGUCAUAACAGGAAAAGGUAAUAAUAGCAAGGGAGCAGCUGCACUUCCACCUGCUGUCAGAAAUUUUCUUACAGAGAACGGGUAUCAUUUUGACGAUGCUAGGCCUGGGGUAAUUACAGUAGUGCCCAAGUUUCGUCAACAGUGA